GAAUGCUGUGUGUGAAAUCCCCUUGGCUGGGAAUUGCAUAAUAAAGCCAUGUUAUUGGAGCUAUAAAUUGAGCAGGGCGCUGCUGAGGGAGGCGGCGAGCCGUCUGAAAACCGCUCUGUAACAGCGCAGGAACGAGCCGGUGACCUCGGUGUUUUAUGGUGUUUUUCGGUGCGGAACCGGCGCGCGGAGUCUGGACUCAACACGAACUAGCCGCGGGUUCGGUUAGCACUCGGCUACAUUUUACACGACCUGCUCUUAGUGGCAUGUCCAGUUAAUUUGAGCUAUUUGACUGGGUUUAAGGACACGUGCCGUAACAACAACAACAACAACAACAACAUAAUGGCUAUCAAAAAGACGUACAUUAGCCUCGGCUACGCUUGUGUCGGAGUGCUGGUCGGGUUCUCCGCUUUCCUCGUCUGGAACAUCGCCUACAAACAGCCCUGGACCGCCGCCAUGGGGGGCUUAGCAGGUGUUCUUGCACUUUGGACUCUGGUCACACACAUCAUGUAUCUGCAGGACUACUGGAGAACAUGGCUGAAGGGGCUGAGGAUCUUCUUGUUUAUGGGCAUUUUUUUCUCCCUGCUGUCAGUCAUCGCAUUCAUCACCUUCCUCUGUCUCGCUGUGUCUCGCAAAGAAUCCCUGAAGGACCCUAACAGCCUGUUUCUGUCAUGUGUGUGGAGCUUCAUGAGUUUGAAGUGGGCGUUUCUGCUGGCAUUGUAUUCUCACAGAUACCGCAAAGAGUUUGCUGACAUCUCCAUUCUCAGUGACUUCUAAAACACACUCCCUCACGCAAAGACACACUUUCAUACACUAGAUAAAAACACAUAUCUAACAAGUUGAUAAGAAAAUGCUGGGCAGUUUUUAAUAGAUGGACACUUGAUGAGCAGGAAGGACUAAUGAAUCACUUGAGUAACAAAGGUCUGGGUGGACUAAGGAUGAUCAGAGGUGUAAAAAGAAUUGUUAUGUAUUUCUAUGUCUGUCUUUCCCUUCAUUUUUUUUACUAUCAGAAUACAGAGUGGAUGAGGGUUAGGUCUUAUUUGAAUCCUUAGCUUAACGCACAUUAUACGACAAGUUCCUUGUUUUCUGCAUCAGCACUUAAAUAUUGUUUUGAGUGCAUGAUCAGUGUGGGCAUUUAUGAGCCUUUGGGCAGUUGUCUUGUGUCAAAUAUGCAGUUUUAAAUAUUUUUACCUUUUAUGAAAGGCUCUAGCAGAUGUGUCCUGUCCUCCUUGAGAUAUUUAGGAUUUUGUUCCACGAUUUCCCCUGAUAAGGGACAUAGAGAAGCACUAUAAUUUGUUUUAAAUGUUUUAAGGGUGCUCACUCUCUAUCCUGUCAUAACUACCUAAAAAAUUCUUUUUUAUAUCUUCUAUAUGUGUGUUUGUCCCUGUUGUCUUGUUCUUUCGACAAUAUGUGUGGCUUAACCCAUUUUGUUGAAAAGGCCUUUUUAGGACCAGCGAUGCAGGAAUGUGUCUAGUUUGAUGACUGUUGAUUUUUGAAUGAGCACUUUAUAACCUGUUAUGGAUGAGGAUCAGUGAUUGGUGGAAAUGUGCAACCAAUCAUAGACGUUCUUUCCAGUUAAGAGUGUCUCGACUGAAGCAGGUGGUUUUCUGUUGGUCAGAUUGUCGAGUUUUGGUAAAGGCUUUUUAAAAAAUGUUCUCAUGAUUUUAAUAUAUUUUUAGUAUAUGGAGCCAUUUCAUCGUUUAUUGUGAAUGUUAUGAUUUGAUGUGAGAAAGAAAUGUAGGUGUUCUUAUAGUCUUUUUUGUUUGUUGAUGUCAGUGGGUUGAAUGUCACCAAAUGAUGGGCAAAGCUGGGCUGAUCAGGUUUUAGUAACAGUUCACUAAAUGUACUUGCCUUUUUUUGGUAUUGUAGCCAUCUUUUUUCUUUUAUUUGCAAAGAAGCAAAUAUGUUGUUUUAAUGCUGUUUUGACUUUUAAUUGUCUUUCAAGGCAUUUUAUAAAUGUAUCCAUAAAACUGUGUAAGGACUAAAAAUUGUAUAAGGAUGUAUGAGUGUCUGAACACCAUGUUAAUAAAAUAAAAUACACUUUUAUGUGA
Colossoma macropomum (tambaqui) is the source of this 2048-nucleotide messenger RNA. RefSeq names its product solute carrier family 48 member 1b (gene slc48a1b). The record is from RefSeq and is a predicted model, not a curated record. The transcript has 3 exons. Lineage: Eukaryota; Metazoa; Chordata; Actinopteri; Characiformes; Serrasalmidae. Gene Ontology annotation, cellular component: plasma membrane; lysosomal membrane. Gene Ontology annotation, molecular function: heme binding; heme transmembrane transporter activity. Gene Ontology annotation, biological process: heme transport. Bases 340 to 774 code for a protein of 144 amino acids.